Molecule: messenger RNA, 1971 nt
Organism: Musa acuminata AAA Group (dessert banana)
Lineage: Eukaryota; Viridiplantae; Streptophyta; Magnoliopsida; Zingiberales; Musaceae
Exons: 8
Coding region: 44-1210 (388 amino acids)
Biological process (GO): intracellular protein transport; activation of GTPase activity
Molecular function (GO): GTPase activator activity
Source: RefSeq, a predicted model, not a curated record
GGAUCUCUCGGUUCUGUAUGAAGAGCGAGCUUGGGAAACUCCGAUGGAAGCCGAAGCGCCGGGAAACGGCACCGGCGACGCCAAGGCAAUGGGGAAGAAAGGCGUGCCCGAGUGGCUCAACAGCUCGCUCUGGGCGUCCUCAUCCUCGCCCCCCGCCUCUGCCUCCACUACCGCCGCUGCUCGUUUGCCCCGCUCGCCGCCCUCUCCCAAGAUCGUAGCCCCCGCGCGGGCUCCGAUCCCCAAGCCUCCACCGCCCCCUCGGCCGCCUCAGCCUCCGUCGGAGGCCCCGAGGCCCUCGGUCGAUGCUCCGCCAGAUGAUCGGAGCCCCUCGCGGUUGUCGCAGGAGGAGGUCUCCCGCCAGUUCCAGCUCUUAGCCGAAUUGUCGAAGAAGGUGGUAAAUAUUGGAGAACUGCGGAGAUUGGCCUCGCAGGGCAUCCCUGAUGGCACUGGAAUCCGGUCGAUAGUGUGGAAGCUUCUACUAGGUUAUUUGCCAUAUGAACGUGAGUUCUGGAUGCAAGAACUGGCCAAGAAGCGGUCUCAGUACAAGGCUUUUAAGGAGGAGUUUUUAAUGAACCCUAUUGCUUUUGCUAGUCAGUCGGAAAUGGCACGAAGGUUGGAAGAAUCUGUUGGCCAUAAAAAUGAAGCAUUGGAAACUGGAGGUCGUGGCUUCCUGAUGAGAUCUGAAAUAACUCAUGAUGAGCACCCUUUGAGCCUUGGGAAGACCAGUGUCUGGAAUCAGUUCUUUCAGGAGACAGAGAUCAUUGAACAGAUUGAACGAGAUGUAAAGCGCACUCAUCCUGACAUGCAAUUUUUCUGUGGGGAUUCAUCCCUUGCGAAGUCUAAUCAGGAGGCCCUGAGGCACAUACUCAUUAUCUUUGCAAAGUUGAAUCCAGGCAUAAGAUAUGUACAAGGGAUGAACGAAAUAUUAGCACCUCUUUUCUACGUGUUGAGAAAUGAUCCAGAUCAAAAUAACGCCGUGUAUGCUGAAGCAGAUGCUUUCUUUUGUUUUGUUGAGUUAUUGAGUGGAUUUAGAGACAAUUUCUGUCAAAAGCUUGAUAAUAGUGUAGUUGGCAUUCGUUAUACAAUCAGUAAACUAUCAGAGCUACUAAAGAAACAUGAUGGGGAGCUUUGGCGUCAUUUAGAGAUUACAACAAAACUUGGGGACCUCGGAACUCAUUUGUUGGUAGUACGCACAUUUGAGGAAGGUUAAUUUGUAUUCUUGGAAAAUCAGGGAAGUGUGGUCAUCUCAGUUUACUGCUGGUUUUUUAUGAAUUUUUUUUUCAUUGAAUAAUUUCCCCUUAGAUGAGGAUGCAAUUUUGUGACUUCUGCCGGAUAGUAUCAAUAUGGAUUGUGUUACCCUCAAAUCAUACUGUUAGUGGCCCUUUGGAAAGACAGAUUAAUUAACAACAAUUAUCAUGCCAAAUUCUUUUUCCAGUUGUCUUUUAUGCUUAUGCUUGAAGCAAUUUGUCUUGAUAUAUGGUAUAGUAUGGAAAAUCAUGUUGCAUUUGCAGUUAGACAUGCUUGAUUCUGAGAUUGUUUUCCUGAUCACUAUUAAGAAUAUCAUACUGACAACCCAAGCAUCAUCAUCAUGAGGAGUUUUGUGCUGUGCUGAGAGUUUGCCACUGCCCCCUUGAUAACUAGCACUAAUUUGCACACGAAAUGCUCGAUGGUAUGCACAUGUCUGCCCAAGGACCAGUAUACUACCUACCAGUACAUGAAAUUAGAUUCUUUCUGUUAAAUGCUUUGCAUAAGUAGUUUUCUAGUUUAACUUUUUGGAGACUAUUGUCGUUUCCUGCUAGUAUGACUUAAAUGUCUGUCUGCCUUGGUUUCUUAAGUGGUUUUCUAGUUUAAAUUUUUUGGAGACUAGCGUUGUUUCCUGCUAAUAUGACUUUAAAGGUAUGCAUUGGUUUCUUAAGAAGUUGUCGAAACACAAAGGUAUCUAACUGGUGGCAAUGAAUUUUUUUUCUUUUU